AUGACGAGACACAGUUCUGUCAAGAGCGGAAUGGGCAAUCUUACCAUCGGCUUACUUCCAAUUGUUUGCCUACUGACAGUGGGAUUGGUGGAAGCGUUCUACCUUCCCGGGUUGGCUCCGGUAAACUAUUGUCGCAAAUCUGAAAUGCAAAAAUCAUGCAAGUCCGAGGUAACGCUUUAUGUGAAUCGACUAAACACGGAGGAAUCGGUGAUUCCGUACGAGUACCAUCACUUCGAUUUCUGUCCCAUCGAUGAAGCAAACUCGCCGGUAGAAAACCUCGGGCAGGUAGUAUUUGGCGAACGCAUCCGUCCGGGACCGUACAAAAUUCAAUUCCUGGAGGAUGUCAAGUGUGCGAAGGCUUGCGUGAAACAUUACAAGGGUGGCGAUCCGGAUAGUGACCAUCGGUUGAUGGUGUUGAAGAAGGGUAUGAGUUUAAAUUAUCAACACCAUUGGAUAGUGGACAACAUGCCGGUCACUUGGUGCUAUCCGCUGGAAAACGAGCGCCAGUACUGCAGCACCGGUUUCCCGAUGGGCUGCCUGGUACGUCGCCAUCCAGAUGGAGAGGAAGGUUGCAUUACAAAUCCCAAUUACAAUCGGGCCGGUUAUUAUUAUCCGUUCAAUCACGUCGAUUUGACCAUUACGUACCACAGCGGAGCUACCGAGGAAUGGGGAGUGGCAUUCAAACAGAACGGUGGACGCAUCAUCUCGGUGAAGGUGGUACCGUCGUCCAUUAACCAUAAGGACCCGAAUGAGCUGAACUGUGAGAGUAAGGAACCGAUCGAAAUUCAAUCCAGCGCGCUGCCGAAUGGCCAGACUCUGGAUAUCGUGUACACGUAUUCGGUACACUUCACACAGAACAACAAGAUCAAGUGGUCUUCCCGCUGGGAUUACAUUCUCGAGUCGAUGCCGCACACCAACAUCCAGUGGUUCAGCAUUUUGAACUCACUCGUCAUCGUGCUGUUCCUUUCGGGCAUGGUGGCAAUGAUUAUGCUUCGCACGCUUCACAAGGACAUUGCGCGGUACAACCAGAUGGAUUCCGGCGAGGAUGCGCAGGAAGAAUUCGGCUGGAAGCUGGUGCACGGCGAUGUUUUCCGACCACCGCGCAAAGGCAUGCUGCUGUCCGUGUUUCUGGGCUCGGGUAUACAGGUGUUCUGCAUGACGCUCGUUACCCUAGCAUUCGCGUGUCUCGGAUUCCUAUCGCCGGCUAAUCGGGGCGCCUUGAUGACGUGUGCCAUGGUAUUGUUUGUACUGCUUGGUACACCGGCCGGGUAUGUUUCGGCCCGUAUCUACAAGAGCUUCGGUGGUAUCAAGUGGAAGAGCAACGUUCUGUUGACGUCUAUGUUGUGCCCUGGCGUCGUGUUUGGAUUGUUUUUCGUAAUGAAUUUAAUACUUUGGAGCAAAGGAAGUUCGGGUGCAGUGCCGUUUUCCACCCUGAUAGCGCUACUGGCCCUUUGGUUUGGUGUCUCCGUUCCGCUUACUUUCGUUGGAGCUUAUUUUGGUUUCCGGAAGCGGUCUUUGGAGCAUCCGGUGCGAACAAACCAGAUUCCACGCCAGAUACCGGAUCAAUCCAUCUACACGCAACCUAUUCCUGGCAUUAUUAUGGGCGGCGUGCUACCGUUCGGGUGCAUUUUUAUACAGCUAUUCUUCAUUCUUAACUCGUUGUGGUCAAGCCAGAUGUACUACAUGUUUGGUUUUCUGUUUCUCGUGUUUUUGAUCCUCGUGAUCACUUGCUCCGAGACGACGAUUCUGCUGUGCUAUUUCCAUCUGUGCGCCGAAGACUAUCACUGGUGGUGGCGAUCGUUUCUAACGUCUGGCUUUACCGCGGUGUAUCUGUUCGUGUACUGCUGUCACUAUUUUGCCACGAAGCUGCAGAUCGAAGAUGCUGCCUCGACUUUCCUGUACUUUGGUUACACGCUGAUAAUGGUUUUUCUGUUCUUUUUGCUAACCGGUUCGAUAGGUUUCUUUGCCUGUUUCUGGUUUAUUCGCAAAAUCUACAGCGUAGUGAAGGUGGAUUAA
This is a messenger RNA of Anopheles marshallii, 2016 nucleotides long. RefSeq names its product transmembrane 9 superfamily member 2 (gene TM9SF2). The coding region runs from base 1 to 2016 and encodes 671 amino acids. Gene Ontology annotation, cellular component: membrane. The transcript is spliced from 4 exons. Gene Ontology annotation, biological process: protein localization to membrane. The record is from RefSeq and is a predicted model, not a curated record. Lineage: Eukaryota; Metazoa; Arthropoda; Insecta; Diptera; Culicidae.